Molecule: messenger RNA, 1443 nt
Organism: Ostertagia ostertagi
Lineage: Eukaryota; Metazoa; Nematoda; Chromadorea; Rhabditida; Trichostrongylidae
Source: the annotation of a GenBank genome assembly
AUGUAUAUUUUUGACUUUAAUUUGUCAAUUGGCUACGACGGUGAGGAGACGAAGCAUGGCUACAAGGUGUUUGGACCUUUGAACAUCCGUCGCCUUAUGGACGAGGUGCCACUUCGAGUUCGUCGAGAUGUGAGAUCAGUUCGAGCACGACGCCAAGCCUCAGAUAGCGUCUUCAGCUCUGGACCUGCUGCCUUCAACAUCGACUCCAUCACCGCGCCACUGCGCUUUGACGAUGAGAAACCUCGCACGGUUUCUCCGAGCUCAACGAAUGCGUGCCAAAGCCGUCUCCACCGCAUCACGGAAAACCCUAUUUGUAUCGAGCCCUUGGCUACCGGAGACUGCGAUGCUGCGCAUCUGAGGUACUACUACGACCGCGACUCAGACAAAUGUCGACUGUUCUACUACACCGGCUGUAAGGGAAACAACAACAACUUUGGUAGCGUCAUUGAUUGCCAAAGGCUAUGUGUUCUCGGCGGACAGCGACCUAAGCCAGAAUCUUCUGCUUCUCCUCCUCCUAUACUUCGUGGACAGUGUCCCGAUGGAUUCUAUUGUCUCCGUGGUCCUCCAGAUGUCUGUUGCUCGAAUAAAGAAGUGGCUAAGAAAGUAGAAAAGGGAUCUGUCAGGUUCGCUCCAGAAGUUCCUGGUGUGCCAAGAGCUUAUUCUCGUAAUGCACUGCUCGCGACGCCCAAGUUCAUGUGUCCUGAUGCAUCCGACCCCUUGAUGGCCUCAAACGGGGAACCAACAAGCUGUGGCGCUGGAUUCGAUGGCAUGAAACUCUGUCCUAAAGGAUUCUAUUGCGCGAUUGACGUUGAGAAGCAAUCUCGAAUGUGCUGUCCUUUGUAUGGAGCAGCCGAACGAGUUCCCACCGAGCAGGGAUCCCCUCCAUAUUUGGGGAGACGUCCUUCAAAUCCUGGUGAAGUUUUGGAACGCGGAUCGUUGCCAUCAGACCAGUCCGAGUUUAUCACCAGAGCGAUGAAAGAAAAGAUGCAAGAACAACAACGUCAAAAGCUGGAAACCACAACCUCAGUUUUCGGCGAAGAAUCGGAAGAGUUUGAGGAUGAGGGAGAAGAUGAGGAAGACGAAGAGGACGGGAUGGCUCACCUCAUGUUGAAACCGGCCGAGCCUCCCCAAACAAAAGCUACGAGCAGCGUAACAACGGCGUUGCCGGAAUCUGAAGAUGAGCAUCCCAUUGACCUUCCUACUGAGCCGCCAACAGUAGAGGAAACACCAGUCGUGAAAGCAGUAGAGGACAAAUCGGUGUGCCAAAUCAAGCCCUCCGAAGGACGUGCCUGCCGUGAAGACGAAGUGCCACCUCGAACAAAUCUGCACUAUUUCUACUCGCCCAAAGAUCGCCGUUGUAAACUGUACUUCUUCCGCGGUUGUGGUGGAAACGCGAAUCGCUUCGAGAAAAAAGCAGACUGUGAACGGCUCUGUUUACCGUGA